ACAUUUAAGAUUUUCUUUCUUUCUUUCUUUCUGCCCUUCCCUUCCGUACCUACUUACAGGUCAGCUUUUGGUAAACUGAGGGCGAUAGAGAAGAAAACAUUUAUGGCGGUUGUUGACCAGAUUGCUGCAACAAUUGAAGGUUUUGGAUUGUCUGAUCUCUUCCCUUCCCUCAAAUUCAUCCCCCUCGUUACUGGCUAUCGAGCCAAGCUCAUGGCGCUUCAUAAUAGAGCGGAUUCCUUGCUUGAGGAGAUCAUCCGCCAACACAGAGACAAAGCAGAUAGAAAACAAAAACGUCAUAAUGAUGAUGAUGAUGAAAUAGAGGACAUUGUCGACAUUCUCCUCAGUCUUCAACGUAUUGGGGACCUCCCACUUCCCUUAGCAACUGACGACAUCAAAGCCGUCAUUCUUGAUGUUUUUCUUGGUGGUAUGGAAACAUCAGCAACCACAAUCGAGUGGGCUAUGUCUGAGUUGAUUCAAAACCCAAAUGUUUUACGACUAGCACAAGAAGAAGUGAGGCAAGUCUUUGGUGACAAGAGAAAUGUUCGUGAAGACCAGCUCCAUGAGUUGACCUACUUAGAUGCAGUGAUCAAGGAGAGCAUGCGAAUGCAUCCUCCUGCUCCCGUACUGCUUCCAAGAGAAACGAGAGAGACCGUUGAGAUCAAUGGUUUUGUUAUCCCUGCUAAAACUAGAGUUAUAGUCAACGCCUGGGCAAUCGGAAGAGAUUCUAGUUAUUGGAUCGAUCCUGAAAAGUUUUACCCAGAGAGGUUCUUGAACUCUUCUAUUGACUAUAAAGGAGCACACUUCGAGUAUAUACCAUUUGGUGCUGGAAGAAGGAUUUGCCCUGGAAUGUUUUUCGGAAUGGCUAAUCUUCAACUGGGCCUAGCCAAUUUGCUCUUGCAUUUUGAUUGGAAAAUUCCCGAUGGACUUCAACACCUAGAUUUGAUGGAACAGUCAGGACUCUCCGUCUCAAGUAAAAAAUUAUUACGCCUCAUCCCUACUGUGGCUAGCAAUUGA
Linum tenue is the source of this 1014-nucleotide messenger RNA. NCBI's taxonomy places the organism in Eukaryota, Viridiplantae, Streptophyta, Magnoliopsida, Malpighiales, Linaceae. The record is from the annotation of a GenBank genome assembly.